This is a messenger RNA of Anthonomus grandis grandis, 1065 nucleotides long. RefSeq names its product homeobox protein HOX3-like. The record is from RefSeq and is a predicted model, not a curated record. Gene Ontology annotation, cellular component: nucleus. Gene Ontology annotation, molecular function: RNA polymerase II cis-regulatory region sequence-specific DNA binding; DNA-binding transcription factor activity, RNA polymerase II-specific. The transcript has 3 exons. NCBI's taxonomy places the organism in Eukaryota, Metazoa, Arthropoda, Insecta, Coleoptera, Curculionidae. Gene Ontology annotation, biological process: regulation of transcription by RNA polymerase II. The coding region runs from base 1 to 1065 and encodes 354 amino acids.
AUGUCCGAAUUAAUGAAGGAAAUUAACAGUGCUGUGCAAAAUUUUUCUCCAGAGCACCAACAAGUCGCAGAACCUCUUUUCGAAUUAAUAAGUGAUGAAUCUUUGAUGUCAUUGGAGUCCUAUAAGGAUUGUGAUUAUGGUUUACCACUACAACAAUAUUCUUAUCAAGAUAGCAACGUUCUUCUCAAUACAAGUUGUUUCAGACAGGAAGAUAUAAAGCUAUUGAAUAAUAAUACUAUUUCCCAGCCAAUGCCUACUCUCCAGUAUCCAACUACUUGGUACCCAAUAAAUAAUAAUAGUCCAUACAGCUCUAGCUCUGAUCCAUUCAGGGGCGUAGACCUAAACUCACUGCCGCCUGUUCAAAGUGAUCAUGUGAAUACUAUCCCAGCAUUAGGAAGUAAAAGAGCGAGAACACAAUACACAUCUCUGCAGUUAGUCGAACUCGAAAAAGAAUUUCAGACAAGCAAAUACUUGUGUCGCCCCAAACGAAUCAACUUGGCACAGACACUAAACCUUACCGAAAAACAAAUAAAAGUUUGGUUCCAAAACAGACGUAUGAAGUUUAAGAAGGAAAGUAAAGGCAAAAGUCAUCGAAAUGGAGAGAAUAACAAUGGAUCACAAUCUCCUAUUCAAAACGGAGGAUCGGAUGUUGAAUCUUGCUUAAAAAUUAAUGCUGAAGAAUCAACAAUUACGAAGAGAUUGAUGACUCAUUCAGUAUUGAGUCAGAGAUCUAAGUACUCUCUACCGAUGACAUCAAGCGGAUCAGUUUAUGUCAGUCCAAUUUCCAGUCAAUCGACGUCUUGUGAAGCUUUUCAACCUCCAGCUUACUGUACUAAUCCCUCUGGGUUCCCAUCUACGCCAGCUACUUAUCCAUUGGCUGCGUAUGAAGCAAUUUCACCAUUUCCACAGGAAGAGGCUUCUUAUUCGACUGAAGAUAUUAUGUCUUCUAUUUUCAACCAAUAUGAUGGAUUGACUGAACAUCAAUUACAAAGUAGUCCAUGGAACCAACAUACCUUUAACAGUAGUUUGCAUAAUAAUGAACUUUCGGGACUGCUUCCAUUAUAA